Molecule: messenger RNA, 632 nt
Organism: Vigna radiata var. radiata (mung bean)
Lineage: Eukaryota; Viridiplantae; Streptophyta; Magnoliopsida; Fabales; Fabaceae
Exons: 1
Coding region: 86-445 (119 amino acids)
Source: RefSeq, a predicted model, not a curated record
UUCAUUUUUUUCUAAAUAUAUAUAUACGUUGUUGAUCAAAGAUAUCAUACACUUGAACAGUUUUAAGCAAUCAUCUAUAAAAAAUAUGGGAAACUGUGUAAAACCUGCAUCAUCGAUGGAGUGGGACGGCGAGGACUGGAGCGAUUUGAAGUCGAAGAAGAGCAGCUCAAGCAAGGAAUUUGGAAAAGGUCAUCAUGAGUUGAGUUUAGGGAAAGGGCAGAAGGAGAAGCUUAUGCAAACGCUGAGAGUUUCUCCUGAUGCCAGCGGGAAAGUGAAGAUAAAGAUUUCAAAGAAGGAGUUGGUAGAACUUUUUGAGAAGCAACAACACCAGAGAGCUUCUGCAGAAGAAGUUCUGCUUCGGUUGAUGAAAGCUAGAAAUGAUGAUGUUGCUCACAGAUUGUGGAUGCCGAUUCUAGAGAGUAUUCCUGAGGCCAGUUUUGAUUAAUUCCUCAAGGCUUGCAUGAGAAGCUUUUUCUAGACAGUGAUUCUCUGUGUAUAUAGAAAAGUAUAUAUAUAGAUAGAGAUUGAAGCGAUUUAUGUUUCAGUUUGUUUGUUGUUUCUGCUUGUGAAUAGGUGCUUGUGUUUGAAAGCAGAUCAAAGUUAAAAUGAUGAAGCUGAGUAAUUAUUACUAA